This is a messenger RNA of Calidris pugnax (ruff), 4180 nucleotides long. RefSeq names its product lipoma HMGIC fusion partner-like 2 (gene LHFPL2). Lineage: Eukaryota; Metazoa; Chordata; Aves; Charadriiformes; Scolopacidae. Gene Ontology annotation, cellular component: membrane. The transcript is spliced from 4 exons. The record is from RefSeq and is a predicted model, not a curated record. Bases 528 to 1214 code for a protein of 228 amino acids.
AGAACAGUUGAAGGAACCGGCCAAGGCAGUGUGGCGUGUACCUGGACACACGGCAAGGAAGCACAGUGGAAGCACGUCGCUCCCAAACAGAGGAUUCAUCAGAGUCAGCCAAGUAUUGCCAGGCAUCUGAAGUGAUUGACCAAGACCUAAGGACUUGGAACAGUGGUGUGUGAUGUCAAACAGUGGGCAGUCCUUGCGGCCUCCCCCGCCAGCCUGCAGCGUCAUGUGCCAGUAUGAAUAUUAAGAAAGAAAAGCGUACUUCAGAGCUCAGCAUCCCAGAAAGAAAAAAGGAGGAACUAAAGGGAGAGAACAAAUGACUGCACUGCUUGCAAAACUUGGGGCCGUUCACUUUUUCUCCUGAGAAAUUUCAUCUUGGCCUUCGUGAGAGAGCUGAAACAGCAGGCAAAGCAGCCACAGUGAUUUUUCCUUGGGUCCUUUUUUUUUUUAUUUCCUAAUUUAAUUUUUUCCACCUCGUGCCUGGAUUUUGAGACCGUCAGCUGCACUGAUCACAAGCACUGGACACCAAUAUGUGUCAUGUCAUUGUAACGUGUCGGUCAAUGCUAUGGACUCUCCUGAGCAUUGUGGUGGCCUUCGCAGAGCUCAUUGCUUUUAUGAGCGCAGACUGGCUGAUUGGCAAAGCAAAGACUUCAAGCUCUGAGGAUGUGGACAACAGAACGGGGGGGUCGCAGGAGCCUUACCAUCCAACGCUGGGCAUCUACGGGCGCUGCACCAGAAUCCCCCACAUGCAGCUUUCUAGACGAGACACGCUUUGUGGUCCUUACGCCGAAAACUUCAACGAGAUUGCCAGUGGGUUCUGGCAGGCAACCGCUAUUUUCCUAGCCGUGGGAAUCAUGAUUCUCUGUGCCGUGGCAUUUGUGUCUGUCUUUACUAUGUGUGUGCAGAGUAUUAUGAAGAAAAGCAUUUUUAAUGUCUGCGGGCUGCUACAAGGGAUUGCAGGCCUCUUCCUUAUUUUAGGCUUGAUACUUUACCCUGCCGGUUGGGGAUGCCAGAAAGCAAUAAGCUAUUGUGGACCUUAUGCUUCUGCUUACAAACUAGGAGACUGCUCCUUGGGCUGGGCUUUCUACACAGCUAUUGGUGGCACUAUUCUGACGUUCAUCUGUGCGGUCUUCUCGGCGCAAGCUGAAAUAGCCACAUCCAGUGACAAAGUGCAAGAAGAAAUAGAAGAAGGAAAAAACCUUAUCUGCCUCCUUUAACUCCAGCGGGGAACAAACACCAGUGCCUGGAUCUUACUCUGCUUUCCAUUGACUGGAGAAGCAGAUCCGCUUACCUGUUUCCACCAUUUGUGUGACUGAGCCCCAUGCAUUCCAGCCCCGAACUACUGAAAUGGUCUUUCUUCCUUUGCUGGGCAAUGAGGAUCAGAGGAAGGAUCCAGAGAAAGCAGAAUGUAAAUACUUGGGGAUAUUUUUAGUUUCAUUCUAUGAUCAGGACAUAGUGGAAUAUAUUAAUCUGACUGGGGAGGUGAGGAAUGACGUGUAUAUAGCAGGAAUGUUGUUGUUAUAGCUGACAAAUUCUGAUUGAUCGGAUUGCCUUACCCACCUUGGUCACUUUGAAGAAUUCGGAUUUAAAAUUUUAAGAGCCAGCACAUACUAUUUUUAUUUUUUUUUUUUCUUAUACAAAAGAGAAGCCUAUUUUAAUUAGGCUUUGUUUCUAAGGGCUCCCCUCACCUGUGAAUAUUCCACCACCACCUGGUUUGGUACCAUACUUUUCAUUGAGGUGCUUUUUGAUACUGAACUGACCUGAUAGUACAGUGCCUUCUCAGACAGUAAGUAUACCUUGGAGAGAGCAAAGUUGACGUGAUGCCAAGUUUACACCAAUCUUUAAGAGUUUAAAAAGUUGACACCCUGCCAGGCUUCUUUGUCUUGAAACUUACAGUGCAAGGUGUGUGCCACUUGUUACAUAGCCGGUAAACGAUUUUGUUUCCAUUGACUAAACAGAGAAGCUGUUCUUACACGGGCUUUCACCUGAUUCUGAUAAAAUUGUUUGAAAUAACCAUUGUUAGAAAUAUUUCUACAGCCUUGAUUAGAAGUCCUGAAAUCCCAAGCAAAUAAGAACUUCCUACAGGACAGCUGGGCACUAUCCUGUGAAUGCCAACAGCCUGACCUGGGCUGUAGCCUCUCCUGAAAAUGUAGAACACACGUUGAACUUCAACAGUAUUAUUUUUUCUUUUGCCAGUGAAACCUCAUUCCUCGUCUACAGAUCGGUCUGUCUCAUGACCCAGAGCCACAUGAGUCCUUAAGAAAUUUACAUUUUUCAGGAAGUCUUGCCAAAUUCUACAAGGCUGGGAAGAUCUCUUCCCUUUUUUUAAAACCGCACGUAGUAUGGACAUUUUUCCAACUAAAUCAGCAGAACUAAAACAGACCUUGCCACAAAUGACAUUCCUUUCUCAAAGGCAGUUGGUUGUAUUACUUGUGGUGUUGCAUCACUUUCUAGAACUACUUCUGAAAACAAAUUUAAACUAUAUUUUAAAAAACGAAGGGAUGGUGCAACUGUGCCAUGUGAGCGUUGGGGAUAAUUUAUCUGAGGAGUAGUUCUAAUGCAACACUAAGUGAAUUUUAGACUCCCUUUCUUAUUUGUUAGCUUAACAUCUCCCAGUGACAAUGUUACUCUCCGUCACUGCACUCUAUAAUAAUGGAGCAGAGAGUCUUGUUUAUGCCAUUAGUUUAGUUAUAGGUAUUAAAAAAAACGCUGUUACUGUACAGAUGGGUGCCUGUCUUCAGGACACUGCUGAAGGGACUGGCAAUACAAGAGCUGUUCAGCAGGCAAGGACCACCAGCCCAGGGCCAGCCAGGAGCAGGGGUGAGCACUAGCAGUGGUGGUGGUGGAGCACCCUCCAUCCCUGCUCAGACACCCCCUUGGCCAUCUGUGGAGCAAAGCAGGGCCAGCUGCCAGCCUGUGCCUGUCCCUGCCCUGGGCACCUUCCCGCCACGGGCGGGAUGGACGGACACGGAGGUGAUCUCUGAGCCGCUCUGCAACAAACAAGGCUGAUAUUAAAAGAGAUAUUCUGCUGAUAUUAAAAAGAGAUUGUUUUAAUCUAGCCUUUUCCUGUCUUCACCUGCUCCUGAUACCCGCUUCCACCGUAUUCUAGUGUAAAACGGGUAAAUCACUUUUCUUUUAAAUAUUUAAUUAAAAAAAACCCAAAAACAAACCCACGAAAGUUACGGUCUGGAACCAUUUCUGCCAACUGCCUGCACAAAGCAAGAUUUGUGAUUUAGCACAAAGUGACUUUCAUGAAGCGGUCUUGAGGAUGAAACUCGCAGCCGGCACGUCCUGUCCACACCGGUGGUCUUCUUCUCCUGGACUUUUUUUUUUUCCCCUCUGAAGGGCAGGCCUGGCGAGGGGAGUCACACCGUCCUUGUGGUGUUCCUCCUGAGCCCUCUGCUGGAGCCUGCGCCACAGAGGCUGGGCUACCAGUUGGGAAAGGAGGAGGGGGUGGUAGGAAGGGUAAGAGUAGCACAUAGAUCAGGUAAGGAUUAAUUAUGAAAUAGAUUUGGGGUUUUAGCUUUUCUUAGGUGGGUAGCAAUCCAGUGUCCGUGUCACCACUGCCCAUAAAUCUUGACACAAUAUUAAGGUGACAAAUGCUGCUUUGGCUUGAGCACUUGAUCAGUCAGAAUAAGGUCAGUUCUUCCAAAAGUUAUAGAGGGGAUAUACUGCUUUGCCUUAGAAGUAAACAAUGAUCAACCUUCAUUUACGUUACUAGCUGACCUCUGCUGUGAUCUACAGAACGCUUGAAAAAUUUUUAAUAGUGCAGUUUUUAAGUACAAAGGAGGUAUUUUCAGUGGCAUGUUUUGCUUUUGUUUGCAUUUGUAACCAAGAAGAACCAGCUUUUCUGCUUGUUGCUGGUAUUACUAUCAACUUGCGCUGCGACAACAUAAUCAACUAACUUGCAAGAAUAUCCAUGUUCAUCACAUAGCACAGAUAGAAGACAGGCUGGGAAGAAAUAACAGAAAAAAAAUAAUCAGAAUUUCUUUUCUCAGGGUUCUGUUUUUCUAGCAAGUGAGAAGAUGGUAUAUAUUGCAGAUAUUUUUUUUUUCUGGAGGUUGUUAUCAGGUGUAGGGUGCACUCACUAAACUUGACAGCUGUUUAAAGUUGUUCCUGAAGUUCACCUCAGCAGUAGCUUUCAAAGGUAUUUUGGAAAAAUUUAAAAAAAAAAAAAAAAAAG